Molecule: messenger RNA, 2487 nt
Organism: Varanus komodoensis (Komodo dragon)
Lineage: Eukaryota; Metazoa; Chordata; Lepidosauria; Squamata; Varanidae
Gene: EDNRA
Product: endothelin receptor type A
Exons: 8
Coding region: 580-1827 (415 amino acids)
Biological process (GO): G protein-coupled receptor signaling pathway; regulation of blood pressure; enteric nervous system development
Cellular component (GO): membrane
Molecular function (GO): endothelin receptor activity
Source: RefSeq, a predicted model, not a curated record
AAGGGAACAGACGCAGCCCUUAUCUCUCCAGAGCAACUCUUUACUGUGUCUGCGGUGAGCAGAAUUCAGACGCCUGGCCAGACUCGAUCUAGCAGGGGGACGCGGCGAAAAGCGGCCAGGCGGGCUGCGGUGGCCAGAGGGAGAGCAGCGGCGGACGGGCGGUUUAAUCUUACCACCUCCUAUCGUUCGCCCUUUAAAAACCGCUCCCUCACCCCAUAAUCCCGCGUCUUCCUAGCCUACGGUUUGGGGGAGAUAGCGGAUCCAGAAGAUACCGGGCUUGAUGGAAGACACACUUGGAAUAAUGCUUUAUUGCAAUGAAUGGAUCCUGCCACGCAACUACAAGUUGAGGGUUAGGGUUGAAAUUGCGGAGUUAAUCGUAACUGGUUACUUCUGGGACAUCCCUUCCGGGGUUCUCCUCUGAGAUCGACGACCGUUUCUUCUUUGCAAAACAGACCGAUUCCGGAUUUAGGCUUAACUUCAAGGAGACCCACUGAAAUCCAUGGGAAUUGAUCUAGGUGAAAGUGAAAGAUAAAACAUUGAAAUAUCAUCAUACCCAUCUCUGGGACUGAAGAUCUGAAGAUGGAAACAAUUCAUUUCACAAUCAUUUUGGCACUUCUAGUGACUGGAUCCGUCAUCAGCGAUCAUUCUGACAGAUCCCAUUCAAACCUGACAUACUCUAGAAGUGAUUUUGCUGGAAAAGAAUCUAAAGUGCUCCUCCACACCAGUCGCCCCAACAGAAAUUACAGCGUUUGCACCCACAAUCCUAGAAUUGAUGGCACUUUCAAAUACAUCAAUACAGUAAUAUCCUGUGCAGUUUUCAUCAUUGGGCUUGUUGGGAAUGCAACUCUGCUGAGAAUUAUCUACCAGAAUAAAUGUAUGAGGAAUGGCCCCAAUGCACUGAUAGCUAGCCUGGCACUGGGAGACCUCAUCUAUAUUGUCAUAGAUAUCCCUAUCAAUGUAUAUAAGCUUCAUGCUCAGUGGCCCUUUGGGUUGACUCCAUUUGGGCGAUUUCUUUGCAGUUGUGUUCCUUUUAUUCAAAAGGCAUCUGUGGGGAUCACUGUCCUUAAUCUCUGUGCGCUAAGCGUGGACAGGUAUCGAGCAGUUGCUUCUUGGAGUCGUGUCCAAGGAACUGGAGUCCCUUUGAUCACUGCUAUUGAAAUCUUUACCAUUUGGAUUCUUUCCUUUGUCUUGGCUAUUCCAGAAGCCAUUGGCUUUCAUGCUGUCGAGUUUGACUAUUAUGGAAAACACUUCGUCUCCUGUAUGCUUCUGUCUAACACCAGCUUUUUGAAAUUUUACGUUGAUGUAAAGGACUGGUGGCUCUUUGGAUUCUAUUUUUGCAUGCCACUUGCAUGCACAGCCUUCUUUUACACCCUGAUGACCUGUGAAAUGUUGAACAGACGGAAGAGUAAUUUGAGAAUAGCUCUCAGUGAACAUCUUAAGCAGAGACGAGAAGUUGCAAAAACAGUUUUCUGCUUAGUUGUCAUUUUUGCCCUUUGCUGGUUUCCUCUCCAUUUGAGCCGGAUUCUGAAGAAAAUGUUGUAUUAUGAACAUGACCCUAACAGAUGUGAAUUACUCAGCUUUCUGCUGACGUUGGAUUACAUUGGUCUUAAUCUAGCAACCAUAAAUUCCUGCAUAAAUCCUAUAGCACUCUAUUUUGUGAGCAAGAAAUUCAAAAAUUGUUUCCAGUCAUGCCUCUGCUGUAUGUGCUACCAGACAGGAAGUCAAACAUCAUCUGUUCCUAUGAAUGGAACAAGUAUUCAGUGGAAAAACAAUGAACUGAACAAUCACAACACAGAACGGAGCAUCCACAAGGACAGCUUAAACUGAGAUUUGAUGGAAGAUGUACUUCACAAUUUGUGAUGGCUACCUGGUAUUCAAUAAACUUAUUUCAUUUGGAAGCUCUGUGCCCUAGCACUUAAUUCCAGAGAUGAACAAAUGAAACUCUGUGUAUAUUUCCAAGUGGAAAUUCGUCUUUCUUACAAAGAAAUUUGCCGUUUGAUAAGAAAUAAGAACAAUCUACGCAUACACAAUUAUCUGCAGUGUGUUUUCAGUCUCCAGAUGGAAUUUCUCAGUAAGUGUGUGUGUGGCAUCAUUUUUAAAAAUUUCAUAUGUUAAUAUGAAUUAUGAUGGAUUCUGUUAAGAUUGUGAAGAUGUAGGAUCUAUAGCUGUUCUCUCCUGCCAUUCUCUUGACAGGAAAUAUUUUAGUAAGUAUAUUCCACAUUUAAAAGCAUGUUCAACAUGAAGCAUUACAUAUAUGUGUGUGUGUGUGUCUCCAGAUCUCAACAACAUGUUAAUAAACAUCGCAAAUGAGACGUUAACUGGACAAUUAUCCUUUGCUGCACUUUGCAAGCCACUGAUUUGUAGGCAUGGGCCUGAAACAGAUGAUCAAAAGGUACUGCAAUAUAAUAGCUAUGUUCACUCUUGCCAAAACAAAUAUAUUUGUAUGCAUAACAUAAAUGUGAUCCUCUGUUAAAAGACUUUUCAGGA